This is a messenger RNA of Magallana angulata, 4927 nucleotides long. RefSeq lists its product as uncharacterized. The record is from RefSeq and is a predicted model, not a curated record. Bases 1 to 1155 code for a protein of 384 amino acids. The transcript is spliced from 10 exons. Lineage: Eukaryota; Metazoa; Mollusca; Bivalvia; Ostreida; Ostreidae.
AUGUAUCGUAUUUCCGUUAUUAAGCUCGGCUCUAGUGUUAUUACGAUGUUUACACCAACAGGACGACCAUCCUGGUGCCUUUUGAUUUGUAUUCUCGUAGCAGUGAAGACAGUGGUGACCAAUAGUGACUUCUGUAAUGUAACAAGAUCAACAAAAAAAGUUGUGCCAACCUGCCCAGACAGUCUGGAUAAAUGGAACGAGGCUUCAAAAAGAAAAAAUUGUACACAAUAUGCCAGCCAAUGCAGCGAACCUGAGAAGCUUGAGUACCACUGUGUCAUCAACCCAUUCAUCAACGAGACUCUUGAGGUCUGUGCCUAUGGACAGUACAUAAUAUCAGGUCAUUGCACGGAAUACAGCAGCACUGGAAACUUGAUUCAACCCAACCGCAACACAAACUGUUUGAAGUUCUCAUCAAAGCCAUGUCAUAUACCUUACAAAUCAACUGAAGCUUACAAAUAUCCAGGAUGCUAUGAUCUGAUAACGAAAACAACAGUUACAGAACAAACAGAGGCUGAACCUAAUCCAAAAUUUACAACCGUAGCACCAUGUUCAUCAUCUCCACAGAUUCAUAAUGAGAUUGGCCAUGAAAAUAAUGCAGAGCGUUUUGGCGAUGUAUUGAUUCCUAGCCUUGUUACAGUAUUUGUACUACUGUUAUCUACAUUAGGGUUACUAUUUCUUCUGGUUCUGUAUUUGAAGAAAAAACCAUCUCGCUCCCAAGGCUAUAAAUAUAGAGAUAAAGAUUUCAAGGAAAAUUUCAAUGAAGUGUUGCCUUUAACAAAUGUGGAACAUGAAAAUGGAAAUUAUGAGAUUGCACCCUCUGGACAACAGAUAAACAGGGGAAAUGACAGGAAAAAAACGGUAGAGGUUGAGGAAGACGAAAUCCCCGAUAUACAUUUAAAGGAAGACGAAGAUCCAAUACAGGAAUGCCAGAGAUGGGUUCAGGUCGUCAAUGAUACACUGGAAAAACUAGUAUUUAUUCAACAUGAACAUGGUCAUAACAAAGCCUUAUUACUUGAUGAAAGGUUCGAUAAUCCAGCGUUUUUGUCCGAUGAGUCUAGUGAAAAGAUAAGGGAAGAAAGUCAGUACCUGAAAUCCUAUGAGACGCAGAUGAUUAACUAUUUCAAACGUGGAAGCGAUGUUAAAAAAGAAGAUUAAAAAAAAGAAUGAGAUAUAAUAUAAAUAUAUCAUCUUAAAGCCAUGAAAUAAGACUUGGUCGUGGUCAUUACGCACCGGAGUGUCCCCAGACACCUUGGUCCGGACCGUUGGCGAAUCAUGGAGGAACACUUGUGUGAGGUAGCCAAUACUCUUGAUGGGUGAACUUGUUAUAUCGUAUUGUUAAAUUACAAGCUAGCCAAUACAAUGACAAGGAAUAAUGAUUACAUAUAUAUGAAAUUUGUAAAUAUCUUUAAAAUUAAGAGUUUUUUCUUUGUUUCUUUAAGUUCCCUUUUUUCAUUUAUUUAUUUUCAUAUUCAUUUUUGUGCUACCUUAGUAUUACUUAUUUAUUAAUUUCCUUAUUUAUUUAUUUUUUAUGCUACCUUAGAACGCCAGAAAUAUUUUGUCCAUUGUCGUCAACUUCCAUUCUAUAUUUACCUUCUCUUUGCAUUAUAUAAUUAUCCGGUGUUAUUUUUUCCUUAUGAAGUUCGAAUUAAAACAUUUUCUGAAGUUCGCAUACAGCUCAGCAAUUUUACCUACUUAUCAUUAUUUUCCUAUGUAUUAAUUAUUUAUAUAAUUUUUUGUGUUACCUAAGUACGCUGGAAAUAUUCUAUCUAUUGUCGUCAACCUAAUAUUCUGUAUUUUUCUUUUCGUUGUAAAUGUUAGGUGUAGUGUCGCUGAGUGAUUCGCCAAAGUAUUUUGUCGUGUUUUCUUUUUCGGCUAAAUAAUACUAAAAAUUAUAUAGAAUAUGCACUCAUAUCCUCAGAAACUAAUCAUUUUCUCUUUCUCUCUUUCUAUAUCUUUCUUUCUUUUCCUCUUACUGAAAUGAGACUGAUCAUGGAAAAAUACGCCUAGUAAAUGUAGAUCUACGGGCCGAUAAUUUGCCCAGUCUGUGUUUACAGUUUUUAAUGAAAUAUACUAAUAUAUCUGUAAUUAUUAAUGGCUGAAAUUAAAAUCAUUUCGGUUAAUUGUCAAGGAGUAAACGAUGCUAACAAAAGGAAAGAUAUUUUUUCAAUUCUAUAGACAACAAAAAUGUAAUAUGCUAUGUUUAGUAGACACACAUUUUACGGAGGAGAUGGAACAAGAUAUUAGAAACAAAUGGGGUUAUGAGGCUUGUUUUAAUUCGAUUUUUUCAAAGUCGAGAUGAGUUGCUAUUUUCUUUAAAAACAAUUCUGAUUUCAAAAUACAUGAGCAAUUCAAAGUAGAGAAUAAAGGGAAUUUAUUAGCACUUAGUAUUUCAAUAGAGAAGAGAAAGUUAAGCUUAAUAUGUUUGUAUAGACCUAAUGAGGAUACUACGGAAUUUUACCAGAAUUUGAGCAAUAUUGUUAACAAACUUCAAAAUGAUGAGAUGAUUAUUGUUGGAGAUUUUAAUUUGGUAUUAAAUACAAGUCAAGAUUAUUAUAAUUAUUUACAUGUUAAUAAUCCGAAAGCGAGGGAAAUAGUUCUAGAGCACAUAAUGUCUUACAGUUUAGUAGAUAUACAUAGAGAAUUCAUCCAUAUGACAAGAGGUAUGCUUUGAGAAAACCUACACCUCUUAAACAAGCACGCCUGGCCUUUUUUCUUAUUUCAGCUUCACUUAUAAAGAAGUUAGAAAUAGUGAUAUCAUGAUAAGCUAUAGAUCUGAUCAUUCCAUUGUUUUUAUCUCUUUAAAGUUUAAUGAUUUUAAACAUGGUAGUGGCCUUUGGAAAUUUAACAACUCCCUUUUAAAAGAUUUAGAGUAUGUUCAAAGUAUUAACUGUCAUAUUAAUCAAAUUAAAAUGCAAUAUGCAGUUCCAGUGUACAAAAAAGAGUCUAUUCUGGAUAUUCCAGAUUCUGAAAUCCAAUUUACAAUUAACGACCAGCUUUUCCUGGAGACACUGUUGAUGGAAAUUAGAUCUAAAACUAUCUCAUAUGCAAGCUAUUUAAAAAGGCAAAAGACAAAAAAAGGAAAAUGAGUUACUAGAAGAGCUUUUAGAAUUGGAAAAGGAGUACGAAAAACAUAUUGAUAAAAUAAAUAAAAAGAAUAAGAAAAUAUAAGAAACUAUAGGGUCAUGGGUAGUUUGGUGCGUUCACGCUCUAAAUGGAUAAAUGAGGGAGAAAAACCAACUAUUUAUUUUCUAAAUUUAGAAAAUCGUCACUAUACUACUAAACUUAUUCCAAAGAUAAUACUAUCAGAAAACAAUGAAAAGAUAAACUAUAGUUAAACCAGUUGAUAUUUUAAGUGAGCUGGAAAAUUUUUAUAAAAACUUAUAUGCAAAUAAUUUGAUAAUAGCAGAAAGUACAGAUAUUUCACUAAAUGAUAUUCUAAAAGAGUAUUCUGUCCCUAAAUUAUCUGACAAUGAACAAAAAUCAGUUGAAGGUUAUAUAACACAUAAGGAAGCUUCUGUAGUUGUAAAUAGUAUGUCAAACAAUAAAAGUCCAGGCGGUGAUGGGUUCACAGUUGAAUUUUUUAAAAUGUUUUGGAAUGAAAUAGGCUCCUUUGUUGUUAGAUCUUUAAAUUCUGGAUAUAAAGUAGGAGAAUUAUCAUCUACUCAGACACAAGGAAUUAUAACUUGUAUACCUAGAGAGGGAAAGAGUAAAUUUUCCCUUGGUAACCGGAGACCUAUCUCAUUGCUCAAUGUUAUAUACAAAAUUGGGUCAGGUUGUAUAGCAAGCAGGAUAAAAACAGUUCUAAAAAAAAUUAUCAGUAAUGAUCAAACUGGCUUCAUCUAUGGAAGAUAUAUAGGGGAAAAUAAUAGAUUGAUUUAUGAUCUGAUGAACUAUACAGAAAAUAAUUAUAUUCCAGGGGUAUUAGUUAUGAUUGAUUUUGAGAAAGCUUGGGAAUUUAUACAAAAUACGCUCAAUUAUUUUAAUUUUGGUCAAUUUAUCUGUAACUGGAUUAAAACGUUUCAAUUUAAUGCUAUGUCCUGUGUGUCCCAGGCAGGCAUUUUAUCAAACUUUUUAAAACUUGGCCAAGGCUGUAGACAAGGUGAUUCAAUAUCUAAUAUGAUUUUUAUAAUGUGCAGAAAUACUGUCAAUUAAAAUUAAAAAUAGUGAAGAUAUUACAGGAAUCAAAAUUAAUAACAACCAAUAUUUAAUAUCACAAUAUGCAGAUGAUACAUCAAUAAUCCUUGAUCGAUCUGAAAAAUCAUUAAGGGCAACCAUUAAUGAAAUAGAUGACUAUUAUGAUUAUCUGGUCUUAAAAUAAACAAAGAAAAAACUCUGUGUGGAUACGGAGUAAGAAAUAUUUUAAAGAAAAAAUAUGUUCAGAAAUGAUUUUUCAAUGGACAUAUAUUAUGACGUAAAUUUAGAUAAAAUUAUAAAACUUAAUAAUGACCUUUGCUCCAAUUGGAAAGAUAACACUGGUUUAGUCUCUUUUAAUUUCACAAUUAAACUAUUUAUUUAUAGCCUUAAAAAACCCUAAGAGUAAAACAUUAAAAGGGUUAAACAAUAUUCUAUUCAAUGUUAUCGGAAUUCAAAAUGUGAUAAAAUUAAAAGACAAGUAUGUACCCAGAAGUAUGAACAUAGUGGUUUAAGGAUGGUUGAUGUAAAUUCCUAUAUUAAAGGAUUAAAGUAUACUUGGAUUAUGAGAUUCAUUAAGGAUAAUAAUUCAAAAUGGAAAACACUGCUAGACAAUACUAUUAAUAUAGAAAAGCUAUUAAAUACAGGUUCAGAUUAUAUUUUGCAAAUGCAGGAAUUGUUAAGGUGGAAUGCUACACCAAAAUUUUAACUUUACAGUGCGUUACUUGCAACCAAAAUUGAUUUUCUACUUUUUCGUAAAAAAUACAAAAGAAUUCGUAUAAAAAAAUUAAGGGCA